This is a messenger RNA of Musca vetustissima, 1712 nucleotides long. RefSeq lists its product as uncharacterized. The annotation marks the transcript as partial. The transcript has a single exon. NCBI's taxonomy places the organism in Eukaryota, Metazoa, Arthropoda, Insecta, Diptera, Muscidae. The record is from RefSeq and is a predicted model, not a curated record.
AAUUGCCACCAGAUCUAACAUCGCUAAUCGAGGAUAAACUAAAAAAUUUGAUUACCCAAUCGAACUACAACAGCACCAUUGUCACAACCACUCAACAGCCAUCAAAGGAAAAUGUACAAAUCUCUUUUGACAUGAAUGUGGAGGAACAAUCAGUCAAGGCAACAGCAUCAGCAGCCGAAGCUCAUUUCCAUAAUGUAGAUUUGAAGGCAACGAACACAAUGACCGAUAUUGGAGAUAACAGCAAAAAAGUUACACAAGACAUGAGUGACAAACAAACCACAACAGCAACAACAACGGGGAACAACCAUGCCGAAAAUGUCAUGAAUAAGUCUCCAACGGAGGAGCAUCAGGAUGAUGAUGAGGCUGAAAAAUCAAAUGAUGGAAAUUCGACUAUGCCAAAGGCUGGGGAUAUCAUCAAAUACAUGCCAGAGGAAAACAGCAACACUGAGACGGACGGUUCAACAUUGACAGGCACUGGAACAACAGCAAAACCAAUAGACACAGCAAAACAAACAACAUUGACGACGUCAACCGCAGCAACAACAACAACAAUCACCACUAAGGCCAGCAAAAGACCGGUCAUCAAGCAUAAUAACAAUAAAACAAUUGCCCAUGCCACCAGCACAACUACGACAGUCAACAAUGCUAACAGACCGAACUUGAAAUUGACCAAAAACAAAGUGUCUGUCGGCCAGCCAAGUGCAACGGCAACUGAAACAAAGAUAUUGGCGUCAUCCUCAGUCUCAACGAAAACCAAAUCAUCGAAUGCAACACGACGUGUAACAAGCAAUAAACCGACAAGGCAACAGUAUCACAAUAAACCCAACUCCAGGCCCACGAACACACCAGUGCAGGCAACAAAAAUGGCUAAUGCCACAGUCAAUGCGGCGAAGGGAUCAUCCGCACAGCAUCGAUUAAAUGGGACAAAUAUUGAGUCACAAUCCUCUGGCAAAAAUACAAAACGUACUGGCGCUGUAACGGUUGGCGGCAAUAGACCCAAAAAGACAACAACAACUAAAGUUGGUAUACACACAACAACGCCACCACCACCGACAGCAUUACCAAACUCAUCUGCAACGAAGACGACAACGACAGCAACAACGAGGAGAACAUCAUUGCAAACAAAGGCACCACCACCAACGACAUCAUCGCCAUCGUCGCCAACAACAACCACAACAAAUCCAUUUUUAAUGUCACCUUUUGACAAAUUGCCUUUCAUGGAUGCCAGCUUUGAAGUGAAACGUAAUUCAGCAACGCCUUCAUUUGCAAUUCCAAGCCAAACCUUUUUAGUGGCCAAUGGACCGGCAGACGAUGGUCUUCCAUAUUUCUCAACAUCAUCCGGAACGUCAUCUUCCUCAUCUUCAGAAAAUCCAUAUUCAUUGUCUUCUGCGGAACAUAUUUCAUCUGUUAACCAUGUCAAAUUAAUGGCUGCACAGCAUCAUCAUCCCUCCUUCAGUACAAGCAGCAGCAGUACGACCAGCACCACCACCACGACCUCUCAUGGCCAUGUUGAGGUGUCAACAUCAUUGCCUUCACGCAGCUCAGCAACACUGAAUAAUUUAAUUGAUCCAAUUGGCAUCUUAAAAUUAGCCGGUUGUAAUAUCUAUGGACGCAUGUAUCGAGUGGGUCGAAUCAUACUCGAGCUGUCCUCACCAUGUCAGGAGUGUCGAUGUACCGAAAUUGGUGUUAAAUGUUCUCCAUUGGAGUGUUAG